UAUGGGGGGUUUGUCUGUGGUGAUGAUCAAAUAAUAAUAUAACCUUUAUAUACAAAAUUAAAAAUUUCUUUAAAAAGUUAUUAAACCAAAAAUUAUCGUUGAAUAAUUAAAAAUGAAUAUAUGCCUAAGAAAUAAGUUCACUCGAUUAAAUCUCGUCAGCAAUUUUCACCGUUUUUCUACAACAGUGCCAGAAAUUGAACAGAAUGAGCAAGUGCUUAUUGACGAUACAGAAGAUCUCCUUGCUAAAGAAGAAGAGAUUCGUAAAAAGAGAAAUACGUCGAGACUAGCCAAGGCGCAUUACAACCUGGUUAAUGGUAGACGUCCCUAUGAAGAGCCAAACUGUUUAGCACAUUUAACAGUCAAGUAUAAUAGAAAAAUGUAUGGCAAAUAUGGAGUUGCAAGUGGGGUCAAUCCAAGUCUUUGUUGGCCCACCAAAAAAGAAAUAGAAGAGAAGAAAGAAUUUGAAGCAGUAGCAUUCCCCUAUACAAUCAGACAGGUGAUGGAUGCAACAGCAGAAAAGAGAAGGGAGGAGCAGUUGAGAAUAGAACAGAGAGACAUAGAAGUAGCAACCAAGGUUGCUAAGUUAGAGCAGUGGAAGAAGGAAUUAAAUGACAAGGUUGCUAAAAAGGCUGCAGAGGUGCUGGCGGCUAAGCAAAAGAAAGAACGCCUAGUAGAGGAAGUGAGAAGACACUUUGGCUUUACCCUCGAUCCCAAAGAUGAACGCUUCAAGGAAGUACUGGCAAAGAGAGAAAAAGAACAGAAGAAGUUGGAGAAACAGGCGCGGAUGGAGGCAAAAGAGAAGAUGAUGAUCGCCAAACUGCAGCAAAAGAGUGGUGAGAUUAGUGAAAAGAGUUAAAUCACAUACUUGGGAUGUAUUUAUUUAGUAAAGUAAAGUAAUAAAAUUAAUUUGUUGAUU
Molecule: messenger RNA, 916 nt
Organism: Bicyclus anynana (squinting bush brown)
Lineage: Eukaryota; Metazoa; Arthropoda; Insecta; Lepidoptera; Nymphalidae
Gene: CRIF
Product: growth arrest and DNA damage-inducible proteins-interacting protein 1
Exons: 3
Coding region: 113-856 (247 amino acids)
Cellular component (GO): nucleus
Source: RefSeq, a predicted model, not a curated record